CCAUUUCUCAAUAUAAACCCAAAACGAACACUAUCCUCUCAAUCUUAUCAUCCCCAACCAACCAACCAACCAUGGACUCCGAGAUCGCCGCCGACUACUCUCCACUGCUCAAAAUCUACAAGAGUGGCCGCAUCGAGCGCCUCAUGGGAGAAACCGCCGUCCCACCCUCUCUAACCCCACAAAACGGCGUCAUCUCAAAGGACGUCGUCUCUUCACCCGAACACAACCUCUCCGUCCGCCUCUACCUCCCGGAGAAAGCCCCCGGCGGUGAUGAGAAACUCCCUCUCCUCGUCUACUUCCACGGAGGAGGUUUCAUCAUCGAAACAGCCUUCUCGCCGACUUACCACAAUUUUCUCACGGCGGCCGUCUCUGCUUCCGGCUGCAUAGCGGUGUCGGUGGAUUACCGGCGUGCGCCGGAGCAUCCCCUCCCGAUCUCUUUCGACGACUCGUGGACGUCUCUCAAAUGGGUGUUCACACACAUCUCCGGCUCUGGACCGGAGAGCUGGCUAAACGAACACGCAGACUUCGGCAGAGUGUUCCUCGCCGGAGACAGCGCCGGCGCGACGAUCGCUCAUCACAUGACGAUGAGAGCUGCCAAAGAGAAGCUCAGCCCCGAGUUAAGCGACUCGGGAAUCUCCGGCGGGAUCGUCUUGGUUCAUCCUUACUUCUGGUCCAAGGCACCGGUGGACGACAAGGAGACGAAGGACGCUGCGGUGAGGGCCAAGAUCGAGGGGAUAUGGAUGAUGGCUAGCCCCAACAACAAAGACGGAGUGGAUGAUCCGUGGCUCAACGUGGUUCAGUCGGAGUCGGUGGAUAUCUCCGGGUUGGGUUGCGGGAAGGUUUUGGUGUUGGUGGCUGAGAAAGAUGCGCUUGCGAGGCAAGGUUGGGGUUACAAGGCGAAGCUCGAGAAGAGCGGUUGGAAAGGGAAAGUGGAGUUGGUUGAGAGUGAAGGAGAAGAGCAUGUGUUUCAUCUGACGAGACCUGAUUGUGAGAGAGCUGUUGAAGCCAUGAAGAAGUUCGCAGGUUUUAUUAAGGGAGAGAUGUGAGAGAUUAUGAUAUACGUAAUGGAAUAAUUAUAUCUGUCUAUCAGUCUCGGUAAUGGAAUAAUAUAUAAAUUCAAGAAAACAAAUGGGAAACUAUUAUUUUGGUUGAAAAGAAAGAAAAAAUAAAAUAAAAAGAAAGUAAACUCUUUCUGAAUAAAAGAACAGCGCCGUCGUUGAAGAGUUAGCUCCGGUCGCCGUCUCGACGGAACCGGAGGCGUUCCCCUCAUCUCUUUAUCCUUGUUUUCUCUUUGCUCUCUUCUUCCUCUGCUCUCCUUGGUCGAUAUGCAAGUCACUCUGUGCUUGUCGAGGCUUCAACCAGAGGCCUUUUGCGGCUGAUGGUGACGAAGUACGGCUUUCUAUGGCGUGACGGCGAGACUCACAGCGGGACAGUGGAGAUGGGAGUCGGCUUCUAGGGUUGAAACUUUUGUAAAGAUCUGAUUUUCCUUUUCUAGAUCUCCAACGGUAGUUUCGUGAUGACGGCGCGUGGCGUGGUGAGACUGUUCCUUCACCUCAGAUCUACCCCUAUCUAUGGCGGUGAGACUGUAGGAGAUGAUUUAUAUUAGACGGUGGAAAGAGGUCUGUUUGUUGGUUCCCGGAUUCGACGUACGGUUUAGAUCGGCGACGGUAGAGUAGUCAACUAGAGAAGAGGCUCUUGCCGGUGCUGCGUGGUGGAGACGUGUUUCCCAGCGCCGGUGUCUGUCCCGUGGUUGCUCCGGUAACAUAUACUCGGCUCUCUUGGUAGCUGCGACUUGGUGUGCCUUGCUUCGUUUCCAAAGUCGAGACCCGCCCUUUCGAUCCGGACGGUGAUGUUCGGUGCCUGUCUUACAGUAUGGACGGUUUGAUGGUGUACCUUGGCUUUGGUGUACUUAUUCGAUCCUCUUGCUGUGUCUUGUUAUCGGAAUUUAGAUAGUAGUUUUGCGGUAUGCUUGGCGUAUUGUGGCCUCAGUCUCUUGCGUAGUGUUUGACAGUUUCAGAUGCAUUUUUCUCCUCUUUUUGUGGCGGUAGCAGUGAUCUCUCGUCGGUUUGGUGGUCAAUGGCUGUAUUUGUAUUGGGGUUCGAUCGUCGAGGCUUGUUUGUGUGAAGGUUUAUGGUGGGCUUCUAUCUAGGUGUGAAGUGGACGUCAAAGAGUGCGUUCAAUCCUUAUCCAAAAGUUCCGAGGAUCGUGAAGCGAUCUAUCUUGUCGGGUUAUGAAGCCUUGUUUCUUGUUUUCGAGUGUGGGAUGGUAUCGUUUGGCAGGCCAUAGGCGGCAACGAUAAAUCCGGGUUGAGAAGGUGCAUCGGUGUCUUCGGGUUCUACAAGUGGAUUGUAUCGUUUGGCGUGCCGAGAGUGCAGCAACGAUGUAUCCAGAUCAUUGAUACCUGCUACUUGGGAAGUCUUUUGCAUUGGUUUGUCGUGUUCUUUUGUGCGGUUUUUUUUAGUUUAUUGAAUCCUAGUGUGUGGUUUAGUUUCCUUGUCUUGUUAAAGUUAUGUUCAAAAGGUGCUCCGGUGUGGGUUUCAGCUGCCUGUUCUUUGGGUUCUUUGUACGAAAGGUGCCCCGGUGUGGGUUUCAGCUGCAUGUUCUUUGGGUUCUUUGUCUCUGGGGAUUUUUAUCCGCCAGCUUUAUGUAUGAAACAAUCGCAGUUUGUUUA
Raphanus sativus (radish) is the source of this 2671-nucleotide messenger RNA. RefSeq names its product probable carboxylesterase 12. The record is from RefSeq and is a predicted model, not a curated record. The transcript has a single exon. The coding region runs from base 72 to 1046 and encodes 324 amino acids. Gene Ontology annotation, molecular function: hydrolase activity. Lineage: Eukaryota; Viridiplantae; Streptophyta; Magnoliopsida; Brassicales; Brassicaceae.